Molecule: messenger RNA, 204 nt
Organism: Linum trigynum
Lineage: Eukaryota; Viridiplantae; Streptophyta; Magnoliopsida; Malpighiales; Linaceae
Source: the annotation of a GenBank genome assembly
AUGAACGAGUUCCUCUUUCUCAGAGAGAUCUUGUCCGAUUAUAAGAAGGAUCUAAGGAGGAAGUAUUUUGUGGCGACGGGAGAGGAACCCAGCGAGGAGAUGAUGGAAAAGAUAGCUUCAGGGAGGAACACAGAGGACUUAUCGAGAUCGAUCACUCUUCCCCCGCUGGCGCCGCCUCUUAAAUACAGCUUAUGCAGUUGGUAA